Messenger RNA from Ramularia collo-cygni, 1230 nucleotides. RefSeq names its product related to TPR domain protein. Gene Ontology annotation, molecular function: protein binding. NCBI's taxonomy places the organism in Eukaryota, Fungi, Ascomycota, Dothideomycetes, Mycosphaerellales, Mycosphaerellaceae. The record is from RefSeq and is a predicted model, not a curated record. The transcript has a single exon. The coding region runs from base 1 to 1230 and encodes 409 amino acids.
AUGGCCAAAACGAAGAAAGCCAAGUCCGGAGCCAAAUCCCAAAAGCCAGCCAACGGAGUAAAGAAGAUGGCGUCUCCAGAGGAGCUUUACGCCAGUGCUCUUCAGCUAGUCGAGCAAUCACAACCGGAAGAAGCUCYCAAAGUCGCCWAGCAGCUUUGGACACAGGUACAAGAUCGCAGCGUAAACGAGGCACUGCCAGCUGUCAAUCUACUUGGAGAAAUCUGCAUCGAAUUGGGCGCUGUGGACUCGGCUCGCGAGUACUUUGAGAUCGCCGUGCAACGUGAUCCAGAAGGCAAAGUACCAGAGGCUCUUGGUGGUGGCGCCGAGAAGUUUCUCUGGCUUGCGCAACUCUGCGAGGAUGGAGGAAAGCAAAGCGUAGAAUGGUUUGAGAGAGGAGCAAAGGCUCUCCAGCUGGAGAUCACUGCACUAGAGACUGGCCAGAUUCCUGGACUGGACGAAGAGACUGUUCUACUGAUGCGCAUCGACAAGAAGCGCAAACUUGCAAACGCUCUAUGCGGGAUCGUUGAGGUCUACAUGACCGAUCUCUCCUGGGAGGAGGAUGCGGAAGCACGCUGUGAAAGUUUGGUCACUGAAGCAAUGGCAGUCGAAGAUGAGACUAGCCCUGAGGUGCUGCAGACUUUGGCAUCUGUACGACUGUCGCAAGAACGCAAAGAAGACGCGCGUUCUGCCCUUCAGCGCUCUCUCGCUACUUGGAUGGACUUGGAACCCGAAGAUCCUGCCGUACCGGACUUUGCGACCAAAAUUUCCCUCUCACGCCUACUAAUGGAGGCUGAGAUGGAGAAGGAAGCGAUGGAUGUUCUUCAUCGGCUGAUCCAGGAGGAUGACCAGAGCGUUGAGGCGUGGUACCUAGGAGGAUGGUGCCAGAACUUGAUCUCUGAGCGCAAUCGUAACAAAGCCGCAACAGAAGACUCGGCCAUGGACACAGGAACGAGUGGCACCGCAGCGAUCAGCCCGGAGCAAGUGCAGCUUGUGAUGAAAGCUAGUCGGAGGUGGCUGAAAACGUCGUUGAAGUUGUACAAGCAGCAGGACUAUGAGGAUGACAGGUUGUUCGACCACGCCAUGGAGCUCGUCGCGAGCCUUGACACGGUACUGGGUCCGGAAGACGCGCAGGCCGAGGGCGGAGCGGAGCCUGAAUGGGAGGAUGAGUGGGAUGGCAUUGAGGAGGAUGCCGAGGAAUCGGAUGAAGACGAGCACAUGCAAGACUCUUGA